Molecule: messenger RNA, 720 nt
Organism: Eucalyptus grandis
Lineage: Eukaryota; Viridiplantae; Streptophyta; Magnoliopsida; Myrtales; Myrtaceae
Exons: 3
Coding region: 1-720 (239 amino acids)
Source: RefSeq, a predicted model, not a curated record
AUGGAGCCAGCUGAAGAAGCCCCACAAGAUGAGGAAAAAAGAAAGAGACGACCUCCUCUCCUCGCCAUAACGUUAGUUAGAAAAGUGAUGGAUGUUUCCUCCAUCAGCGUUGAAGAGUUGAGCCGUCGGAUCCAUGCUGGAGUGCUUAUGAAUGAUAAUAAACUGAAGUUCUGCGUCGACCCAGAUUGCGGAAAAAAUUGCUUCUUGUUGCUUGCUAAAUCCAUCCAUGGGAUCAAUGAGAAUGGUGGAAACUGGACAUGGAUCGAUGAGAAGGAAAAAUGUUAUGAAGGCGAAGUAUCCGUACAGGUUGCGGAGAUGGCGAGCGUAGACUCUGCAGAACUCUCGGCCACCUUCAAGACUAUCAUGCUUUCUCCGAAGACUACAUAUUAUGUGGAAUUCGUGGUGAAAUUGAAAGAUGGCUGGCAAUCGCACGGUCGGCUGGACCUAAGCCUCACUCUACCGGAUGGAACCAGGCGGGAACGCACAGAUGGUCUGCCGCGUACGCCGGCGGGGAUAUGGAAACACGUCCCUGUCGGUACCUUCGUGACAACUCCGAAGAACGUUGGCGAGAUAACCACAAACUGCACCUUCUCCAAUGGCUGGACAAACGAGCUCAUUGUCAAAGGGAUUGUCCUUCGACCACAAAGCUUCUUAGAUAGGCUUUAUGACGAAUACCCGGAUGUGAGCUGCCUAGAGUGGUUUGGCAAUCACGACUUUUAG